Molecule: messenger RNA, 1778 nt
Organism: Candoia aspera
Lineage: Eukaryota; Metazoa; Chordata; Lepidosauria; Squamata; Candoiidae
Gene: NAGA
Product: alpha-N-acetylgalactosaminidase
Exons: 9
Coding region: 274-1563 (429 amino acids)
Biological process (GO): oligosaccharide metabolic process; glycoside catabolic process
Cellular component (GO): cytoplasm
Molecular function (GO): alpha-galactosidase activity
Source: RefSeq, a predicted model, not a curated record
CUUUUGGGAACAAGCGAGGGCGGUGGUGGAGUUGGCAGAGCGCUGCGAUCAGCAGCUCCUCGACUCUUGAAUGCAAUCCAAGGGGUCAGCUGAUCGGUGGAAGGAAGCGAGCACGUGAUUAGCUGCUCCGUGCAAGAAAGCGAUCGACGUCGCAGGCUUUCGGUGGUCGCUGGUACCGGUUGUGGCUUAAUGUCUGUUAGUGUGUUCUGAUGUGAGUUGAAGUUUGGAUGGGUGAUUGACGUGAACAUUGGUAAUGCAGUCAUCCCUCAAUCCAUGGUCAUGAAAUGUGUUGUCUUCUUUCUACUGCCCUAUGCCUUCUCCCUGGCUCUGGAGAAUGGACUGAUGAGAACACCCCCAAUGGGGUGGCUUGCAUGGGAACGCUUUCGUUGUAAUAUUGAUUGCAAGAAAGAUCCCCAUAAUUGUAUCAGUGAGACUCUCUUCAUGGAGAUGGCGGACCAUCUGGCAAUGGAUGGCUGGAGGGAAUUGGGCUAUGAGUAUGUGAAUAUUGAUGACUGCUGGAUGGCAAAAAAGCGGGAUAUGAUGGGACAUUUGAUUCCAGAUCCUGAGAGGUUCCCCAGAGGGAUCAAAGCUUUGGCAGACUAUGUGCAUUCACGAGGCCUGAAACUUGGCAUUUAUGGUGAUCUAGGCACCCACACUUGUGCAGGUUACCCAGGAACUACAUUGAAUCAGAUUGAACAAGAUGCUUUAACGUUUGCACAAUGGGGAGUGGAUAUGCUGAAACUAGAUGGUUGCUACUCAUCAGCACAUGAACAGGCCCAAGGUUAUCCUAAAAUGUCCAAGGCUCUGAAUGCAACAGGCCAUCCCAUUGCCUAUUCCUGCAGCUGGCCAGCCUAUCGAGGGGGACUCCCACCUGAGGUGAACUACACUCUUUUAGCAAACAUAUGUAACCUUUGGAGAAACUUCGAUGACAUACAAGACUCUUGGGAGAGUGUCCUCUCUAUUGUGGAAUGGUUCUCAAAGAAUCAGGAUGUACUUCAGCCAGCAGCUGGCCCUGGCCAUUGGAAUGAUCCUGACAUGCUAAUCAUUGGAAACUUUGGUCUGAGCCUUGAAGAGUCCAAGUCCCAGAUGGCCUUAUGGACAAUUAUGGCGGCUCCUCUUUUCAUGUCCACAGACCUCCGUGUUAUUUCUGAAAGUGCCAAGGAGAUUCUACAAAACAAAUUGAUGAUCAAAAUUAACCAAGAUCCUCUGGGAAUCCAAGGGCGCAGAAUCCUUCAGGACAAAUCUCAAAUUGAAGUAUUCCUGCGGCCCCUUUCCCACUCAGCCAGUGCUCUGGUUUUCUUUAGUCGGAGGACAGACAUGCCAUAUCGCUACACAACCUCCCUCGCACAGCUCAAUUUUACAAAGAACACUGUCUAUGAAGCACAGGACGUGUACACCAGUCAAAUAAUCAGCGACCUGAAGAUUACUACCAACUUCACAGUGGUGAUUAAUCCCUCAGGAGUAGUCAUGUGGUACCUCUACCCAACAGUGUACCUAGGGCAGCCUUUCACCUUCAUAAAGCAGCAGUCAAAAGCAAAGAAGUUCCGCCCCUUUAAUCUGUGACAGCCAGUAGUUGAAUGACUUCUUGGUGAGCUACUAAGGAUCCACCGCUCCCUAUUGGUACACUUGUGGUGCCUCAACAAAGAAAAAAAUGGCUUGUGUAGGUUGGCAGUUUUACACAAGUACUGUACACACAGUUGAGAAGCUAUUAGUUCAUUAGUUUACAGUCCAGUACUUCUAAGUAGACAUAAAUAAGAAUAUGAAGAACACAAUCUACA